Messenger RNA from Poecilia latipinna (sailfin molly), 958 nucleotides. RefSeq names its product leucine-rich repeat-containing protein 75B-like. Bases 233 to 910 code for a protein of 225 amino acids. Lineage: Eukaryota; Metazoa; Chordata; Actinopteri; Cyprinodontiformes; Poeciliidae. The record is from RefSeq and is a predicted model, not a curated record. The transcript is spliced from 3 exons.
GACAACAUUCAACAGUCUGCUGCAUGACUCUCGCUCCCAAGCUGAGCAGCAGCUCUCCGUCUGAUUGGCUGAGAAGAGCUCAAGCUCCGAGUGGAGGCAAAGGAUGCCAGAGUGCUCAGGCAGUGCAUGGAGAGGGAUGCAUGCAGGGGACGUCGGCGACACGGACAGCGCACCGUUACGUGCUUUUGCAGCGCGUUUCUAAGCAGCUUUGCAACUUUCAAGUACACGUCUGAUGCGCGUCCAGUCCCGUACGGAGCAGCUAAGGUGUGAUGUUUUGGCUGCGUGUUGCACAAGCCCUGCUCCCGCUCCCGUUCAGUUCCACCGCCGCCGACACAUCCUCCCUGGAGUGAUGGGCUCCAAGUUAACCCGACAAAGAAGUCUGGAUUUUGAGAGCAAAUUGACCAGAAGGAGACACCAGCGGAAUGAUCAGCCCAAAGAGGAGGAGAGAAGUGGCGGCAGGAGCGGCGGAGACUUCUUGUUUACAUCCCUGAUGCUCAAGUCCGACAAGCUGCCGGGGAUGCUGCGGAAAACCAACCAGAGCCCGUAUGUCAGACGGGUGGCCUGGGUCCGGGAGAUCCAGAGGAUGCUCCGGGAGCACAAGAUGGAGCAAGCAGGUGAAGUGCUCAAACUACUGAGGAAGGAUUUGGGACUGCAGGGAUCGUCGCUGAACGACAUUUUGUAUAAGAACGCAGCUUUUCUCAACCUGGUGGACCCCAUUUCUCACGAGCUGCUGCUCAGUCUCGCCCGGGACCUGCAAUGCCCAAAACGGGAGACUGAGUCACUCAAAUCCACCAACAAGAUCUGCCGCCAGCUGAUUUACCACUUGACCCCUCACUCCAAGUGGACUAAACAGAGCGUGCCCAGAAGGAAGUCCCAGGCAUGGUGGGUGUUUGUGCGAGCGAGCGAGUGAGUGAAAGUGACACUCUGCUGUCGUUUAUAAGACGAUGCACUCGCUGAC